CUGAGGGAUACAGCAAUUUGGUCAAUAUUGUCUUAACAUGCUUCAAAUAAAUCAGCUCUCCAAGAUAAAAUGGCAACCCCAAAAGAGAAAACUCCAAUGUGUCUGGUAAAUGAGUUAGCCCGUUUCAAUAGAGUCCAACCCCAGUAUAAACUUCUGAAUGAAAGAGGGCCUGCUCAUUCAAAGAUGUUCUCAGUGCAGCUGAGUCUUGGUGAGCAGACAUGGGAAUCCGAAGGGAGCAGCAUAAAGAAAGCCCAGCAAGCUGUUGCUAAUAAAGCUUUGACUGAAUCUGCGCUUCCCAAACCGGUUCAGAAACCACCGAAAAGUAAUGUUAAUAAUAAUCCAGGUAUGGCACUGACUCUCUUCCUUCUAUUCUGCUAUUUUCUGUAUGUUUCAUUUAUAGCAGAGAGUGGUUUUACUGAACUAAUACUAAUGUUUUUGUUUUCUUAUUUUAGGUAUCACUGCCCAAUGCCUAAGAUCUUUUACGUCCAGCUGACUGUAGGAAACAAUGAAUUUUUCGGGGAAGGAAAGACCCGACAAGCUGCUAGACACAAUGCUGCAAUGAAAGCUCUGCAAGCCCUGCAGAACGAGCCCAUUCCAGAAAAGUCCCAUCAGAAUGGUGAAUCAGGAAAAGAAAUGGAUGAUGACAAAGAUGCAAAUAAAUCUGAGAUCAGCUUAGUGUUUGAAAUUGCUCUGAAGCGGAAUAUGCCUGUCAGUUUUGAGGUUAUUAAAGAAAGUGGACCACCACAUAUGAAAAGCUUUGUUACUCGUGUGUCAGUGGGAGAGUUUUCUGCAGAAGGAGAGGGAAAUAGCAAAAAACUCUCCAAGAAACGUGCUGCAACUACUGUCUUACAGGAGCUUAAAAAACUUCCACCUCUUCCUGUGGUGGAAAAGCCAAAACUAUUUUUUAAAAAACGCCCUAAAACAAUAGUAAAGGCUGGUCCAGAAUAUGGUCAAGGAAUGAACCCCAUUAGCCGUCUGGCUCAAAUUCAACAGGCCAAAAAGGAAAAAGAGCCAGAUUAUGUUUUGCUUUCAGAAAGAGGAAUGCCUCGACGUCGAGAAUUUGUGAUGCAGGUCAAGGUAGGCAAUGAAGUUGCUACAGGAACAGGACCUAAUAAAAAGAUAGCCAAAAAAAAUGCUGCAGAAGCAAUGCUAUUACAACUGGGUUAUAAAGCAUCUACUAGUCUUCAGGAUCAGCUUGAGAAGACAGGGGAAAACAAAGGCUGGAGUGGUCCAAAGGCUGGGUUUCCUGAACCACCAAAUAAUACUCCAAAAGGAAUUCUUCAUUUGUCUCCUGAUGUUUAUCAAGAGAUGGAAGCCAGCCGCCACAAAGUAAUCUCUGGCACUACUCUAGGCUAUUUGUCACCCAAAGAUAUGAACCAACCUUCAAGCUCUUUCUUCAGUAUAUCUCCAACAUCGAAUAGUUCAGCUACAAUUGCCAGGGAACUUCUUAUGAAUGGAACAUCUCCUACAGCUGAAGCCAUAGGUUUAAAAGGAAGUUCUCCUACUCCCCCUUGUUCUCCAGUACAACCUUCAAAACAACUGGAAUAUUUAGCAAGGAUUCAAGGCUUUCAGGCAGCUUUAAGUGCCUUGAAACAAUUUUCUGAACAAGGACUGGAUCCAAUCGAUGGAGCAAUGAAUAUUGAAAAAAGUUCUCUUGAAAAACAAGCCAAGCAUCUGAGGGAGAAAGUGGAGGAUAACCAGGCGCCCCCGGGCUCCAUCGCUCAGGACUGCAAGAAAUCAAACCCCGUCUAGCAGCUCCCAGAACCCGCCGCUGCCACCGCAUCCUUAUAAACCUGUCAGCACGCAUGAGGGUGUCUGUGUUUAGGGAAAUGAAUGACUAAUACCAUUAUUUGAGUCUUAUGUGAAGACAACACUAUUCUAACACAAGAGAUAAUAUACUUGGUACUGUUUAUUCUACUGGGGGAAAAUAAAACUUUGAGCAUUUCCCUUGGAACUUGAGAUCAGAUCAUAACUCAUUUGCCCCAGAGGCAGCAGAAAUCUGAUCCUGCUACUGGAGCUUAAAAUAACAAGUAAAGUGUUAGAAACAGAGCUAAAAUUUUCAAAUGAUUAAUAGAGAUGUUCGGUUUGGUUCCGUUGUUCUGAUUGUUUUGUCGUGGCGCUUGUGUUCACUUAUACUCUCUCGCUCUCUCUGUCUCUCUCAUUUCCGAUAAUGCUUGACAAUUCGAAAAUUAACCAAUGACGUGCUGUGGAAUGUGAUGGUUGUUGUCUUCAUAUAGAGUCACAUGGUUUCUCUUUUUAUGCAGAUAUUUGUAAUCUUCAUCCUAUAUCAAUAAGAAUAACUUUAAGGUGCGUUAUGGAAAGACGUAUGCAAACAUGUUUUAAAUCAGUUCAGAUAUUUGAUUGAAAAUAUGAACUAAUGUUAGGAGCAAGUAGUUUCAAUAUACUUCAGGAAUUUCAAAACAACACAAAACCAAGCCGUUGUGGGUUGUGAGCUCCAUCUACUCUUAGCAACUAAGGAGGCGUCUUGCCCCCUCACAUCAUUUUCCUGGGUCGCAGUCUCUGUUGUGGGAAUCACAUCCACCCCCAUCCGUGUGUUGUAGCCACUCACGGUUUGCAUCAAGAGUGUUUUUAGUAACUGCCUCUGGUUGGGACAGUGAGUAGGAUCAAAAUAAAUAAUGUCCAUGGCGGGGAAGGGAAAGCCUGUUGGGGCCAUGCUCUGGACCAGCAUGUUGGAAUCCAGCGCGAAGCAAAUGCAGUAAAAAUUUGAUCGGUUUCUGUGUGAA
This is a messenger RNA of Otolemur garnettii (small-eared galago), 2744 nucleotides long. It is a transcript of the gene STAU2, whose product is annotated as staufen double-stranded RNA binding protein 2. The coding region runs from base 70 to 1752 and encodes 560 amino acids. NCBI's taxonomy places the organism in Eukaryota, Metazoa, Chordata, Mammalia, Primates, Galagidae. The record is from RefSeq and is a predicted model, not a curated record. The transcript has 12 exons.